AUGGGAAAAAUAAACAAUUCUUUCCUAUGGGGUAUAAUAUUUGCUUCAGCGACAUGGAGCAUCUCUUUAUACCUUUAUUGGUUGUUAAAUAUGAGUGGCGAAACUGUUGUAACAAAUGCAGAGAACAAGAUGCAUUAUCGUUUAAUCAACUCUGAGGAGAAAAUCAGAAUAAAAAAUAAUGACAAAUCUAUUGCAGAAUUAGAAGGAAAGAGCAUGCUCUAUGAUAGCCCAGCUGCUAAUAAUAAAUAUGUUGGUAAGAUGUGGAAGUAUCAGAAAAAUCGUGCUGAAUUCAAAAGAAAGAUAAUGCUUAAAGAGAAGUUUCUGAAACAACAAGGAAUGAAAUUGUCUGCUAAGCCCGAUAAGAGCUUAGAAGAUCAAUAUGGUUUAAUUCGUAAUGCGGAAGAUGUAAGAAUUCGGGAAAAGGGUUACAACUUGCAUGCAUUUAAUGCACUUAUCUCUCAGAGAAUUGGAAAUCACAGAGGUUUACCAGACACUAGGAACAAAAUGUGUCGGACUCAAAAAUAUGUUAAUAAAUUGCCAAAGGCGUCAAUUAUAAUCUGCUUUUACAAUGAACAUUUUGAGACCCUUAUGAGAUCAGUUCAUUCCAUACUGGAUCGCACAGAUCAAGAAUAUUUAAAAGAGAUAAUUUUAGUUGAUGACUUCAGUGAUUUGGAUGGAUUAUAUGUAGAUGUUCAAAAAGCUGUAAACAAACUAAAUAAUAUGAUGAGAAAAGAAGAGGAAAUGUUAGAAACAAAUAACAUAGAUGGAGAAAAUUUUGUAGAUUACAUAAACGAUGACAAUAAUAAUGUUAAUGUAGAUAAGAAAUCAACUGAUAAACAAGUGAGUUUGAGAAAUGGGUUAAAUAUAAGAUUACUAAGGACAAGUAAAAGAGAGGGAUUGAUUCGCGCGAGAUUAUACGGUGCUGAUAAUAGUGUUGGUGAGGUAUUAGUGUUCUUGGAUUCACAUAUAGAAGUUAACGUGGAUUGGCUGCCUCCGAUGCUAGCACGACUCUCCGAGGGAGUCGAUGGGAUUUCUACGCGAUAUUCUCCUCGGGCUGUUGCUCCCAUAAUUGAUGUUAUUAAUGCUGAUACAUUUGAGUACACCGCGAGUCCCUUAGUAAGGGGCGGUUUUAAUUGGGGCCUUCAUUUUAAAUGGGACAAUUUACCAAAGGGUACAUUGAAGGAGCUGGAAGAUUUUGUGAAACCUAUUAGAUCACCUACCAUGGCUGGAGGAUUGUUUGCAAUUUAUCGGGAAUAUUUUAACUAUAUUGGGAAAUAUGAUCCGGGAAUGAAUGUUUGGGGUGGUGAGAACUUGGAGAUAUCUUUUAGGAUUUGGAUGUGCGGUGGAGUCCUAGAGCUUAUUCCAUGCAGCCGGGUUGGUCACGUGUUCCGGAAAAGAAGACCGUAUGGACUCGGUGAGAAGGAAGAUUUUAUGGUACAUAACUCUAUGCGUAUGGCGCGUGUGUGGAUGGAUGAAUAUGUGAAAAAAGUCAUAGAACACAACCCGGCUGCUGCAGAUGUUCCCAUUGGCGAUAUUUCAGAAAGGAUCGCAUUGAGGGAACAGCUUAAAUGUAAAUCUUUCAAAUGGUACCUAGAUAACGUUUAUCCUGAACUGGAGACUGGAGAGGACACAGCCGCGAAACGGAGAAUGGCAGCGCUUAACGAUCCAGAUAAAAACAAAUUUCAACCAUGGCAUUCUAGGAAGCGUAACUACACAGAUUCGUUCCAAAUUCGUCUGAAAAAUACUAACUUGUGUGUACAGAGUGCCAAGGAUAUUAAAAGCAAAGGUAGUGGAUUGGUUCUUGCCAACUGCAUAAGGACUUUAAAUCAGGUGUGGUUUGAAACUGAUCGUCACGAGUUCGUUCUUGGUCGUACUCUUUGUCUGGAUGCCACUAACAAUGUGUCACCAGUGUUGGGAAAAUGCCAUGAGUUAGGAGGUUCUCAGGAAUGGAAGCAUAAAGGAACUGCUGGAAGUCCCAUCUACAAUACGGCUGCUGGUAUGUGUUUAGGUGUGGAGCGAGCUUAUCGCAGUGAACCGUUGCGUAUGGUCAUAUGUGACAACGAACUAACAAAUCAAUGGGAUUUUAUACGUUCUUAA
Molecule: messenger RNA, 2097 nt
Organism: Parnassius mnemosyne (clouded apollo)
Lineage: Eukaryota; Metazoa; Arthropoda; Insecta; Lepidoptera; Papilionidae
Source: the annotation of a GenBank genome assembly